Sceloporus undulatus (fence lizard) is the source of this 3897-nucleotide messenger RNA. It is a transcript of the gene PAPOLG, whose product is annotated as poly(A) polymerase gamma. Gene Ontology annotation, cellular component: nucleus. The record is from RefSeq and is a predicted model, not a curated record. Lineage: Eukaryota; Metazoa; Chordata; Lepidosauria; Squamata; Phrynosomatidae. The transcript has 21 exons. The coding region runs from base 16 to 2037 and encodes 673 amino acids. Gene Ontology annotation, molecular function: poly(A) RNA polymerase activity; RNA binding.
AAGCUGGUUGAAGCCAUGAUACCUUUUGAUGCAUUUGAAGAUGAGAAAGAGCUGAAUCACAGGUUAGUUGUUCUUGACAAACUAAAUAACCUAGUCAAAGAGUGGAUUGCAGAAGUUGGUAAAAAUAAGAACCUCCCAUCUUCAGUCUCUUUGAGUUCUAGCGGCAAAAUACUGACGUUUGGUUCCUAUCAGCUUGGUGUGCACACAAAAGGUGCUGACAUAGAUGCUCUCUGUAUUGCCCCUAGACAUGUGGAAAGGUCAGACUUCUUCCAGUCUUUCUUUGAAAAGCUAAAACUUCAAGAUGGCAUCAGAAACUUAAGAGCAGUAGAAGAUGCAUAUGUGCCAGUAAUAAAAUUCAGAUUUGAUGAUAUUGAGAUUGAUCUUGUGUUUGCAAGGCUGGCGCUUGCAACCAUUUCUGAUAACCUGGAUCUUCGAGAUGACUCAUGUCUGAGAAGCCUCGAUAUAAGAUGUAUUCGGAGCUUAAAUGGUUUCAGAGUCACUGAGGAGAUACUUCAUUUAGUACCAAACAAGGAGAACUUCAGGCUGACGCUCAGAGCAAUUAAACUGUGGGCAAAACGACGUGGCAUUUAUUCCAAUAUGCUGGGGUUUCUUGGUGGUGUUUCUUGGGCCAUGCUGGUGGCGAGGACAUGCCAGUUGUAUCCGAAUGCUUUGGCAUCGACACUGGUUCAUAAAUUCUUUGUGAUCUUUUCUAAGUGGGAAUGGCCUAAACCUGUCUUGUUGAAAGAACCUGAAGAGAGCAAUCUCAACUUGCCUGUCUGGGACCCCAGGGUAAAUCCAUCUGACCGGUAUCAUCUGAUGCCCAUCAUCACACCAGCCUAUCCUCAGCAAAAUUCCACAUAUAAUGUGUCUACUUCAACCCGAGCCAUAAUGGUAGAAGAAUUCAGAUAUGGUCUCAUGGUUGCAGAUGAGAUUUUUCAAGGAAAGUCGGACUGGCCAAAGCUACUUGAACCACCCAGUUUUUUCCAAAAGUACAAGCAUUACAUCGUACUGAUUGCCAGUUCCUCCACUGAAGAACAUCAUUUGGAGUGGGUUGGCCUGGUAGAAUCUAAAAUCCGUGUACUCGUUGGAAACUUGGAGCGGAAUGAAUUUAUUACCAUGGCACAUGUAAAUCCACAGUCCUUUCCUGGGACUAAGGUGCAUUGCAAAGAGAUGCACUAUAUGUCUUUGUGGUUUCUGGGAAUAAUUUUCAAGAAAGCAGAGAAUGCAGAGAGUGUAAACAUUGAUUUAACCUAUGAUAUCCAGUCAUUCACAGAUACAGUUUACAGACAAGCCAAUAAUAUCAGCAUGUUGAAAGAAGGCAUGAAAAUUGAAGCUACUCAUGUGAAGAAGAAACAGCUCCACUAUUACUUGCCUGCUGAACUUUUACAGAAGAGGAAAAAGAGUGUUCCAGAUGUUGACCGCCACACUGGGCUUGUGUUGAAAAGGACAUCUUUAGACAUUGGAUGCUUGGAUACUUCUAGAAACACUGACGAUGCAGCUCAGUGCAAAGCUGUUCCUUCAUUCAGUGACAUAGCAAAAUCUGGCAGUCAUUCUUUUGCGAGAGAAAGGUCAGCCACCUUCCAGAAAACCACCACUUUCGCAAGCAGAGCAAAGCCAUGGAACAUCAUUGCAUCUUCUGUGCCUGGUGACAGGCUGUCCAUUCCAAACACCAGUUCACAUGCAGCACCACUUCCAAGGGACCAGAGCAUUUCUGUGGGAAUUGAGCAGAGUGCAACUCCUGCAAUUAUUGAACCCAUUUGUGCUGAUUCCAUGGAGUGGCUGGAUGAAACAACUUCUGCAAGCAUUAAAAAUAAUUCCACACAGAAAAGAGUUCAUUCACCUUCGGCAGGAGAGUGUCUGAAAAGGCUGAAAGAUAUAGAAAAGGAAAGCCUUGGGAAAACUAUGCCUGUUCAAACAACUGAUACGAUAAGGUCACAGCGGCUUCCUAGUAAAGAAUUGCCAGAUUCAUCUUCUCCAGUUCCAGCAAGUAGUGUCCGUGUCGUGAAGAACUCCAUCAGACUGACUCUUAACCGAUAGCAAUUCCUCUUCCGGAAAGAUAAUGGGGCUGCACAGACUUGACCUGCUAUAAAACAUUUCAAGUUGCCAUUCCUAAAAAUCAUGGCCUGUGGGUAUACUACUGUUUCCCUUGGACAAUGGCUACCUGUAUUUUCACUGUGCAGAUGCAUAGCUUUAUUUUAAGACUUGGGUUUGAAUUAUUUUGCCUUGGGUGGGAAAUUUUUGUUAUGAAAAAUCCAAAAAAAAUAUAGACUUGGGUUUGAAUUUUCUUUUUGUCUUGGGUGGGAAAAUUUGUUAUGAAAAAUGUAAAAAAAAAAUGUCAUAUGCUUAUAGAUAGACUGAUAGAUACUUUCCCCAGAAGAUGUAGUGUACAGACUACUUAGCCCUGGUGUAAUUCCACCAUGAGGUCAGUGGGAUCACAACAGUGCAGGCUGUCUGAAUUUCCCUCUUAAAUAUACUCUUAACACAGUUGUUAUAAUCAGGAAAUUAACAAACAAUCCUAGUGUUGGCUGUUCUGCUGAGCUGAUCGAUGUAGAUGAUUAGGUGAUUCUUGUGAAUUUGACUGGCAUAAUGGAUCUUAUGGCCAGCAUUCUGUAUGGCUAUUAGUUUCACUUGUGGAACUGUGCCACAUCUGGCUAAUCAGUACUUCCCUUGGAGUUAACAUGAGUUGCUGUACCACUCAUCCCAUGCCCAUUCCAUGGCUGGUGGAGUGUGAGGAUGAGAGAUCAGAUAAGUGUCUGGCUAUGCUUCCUUAGCCAUUUGCAAAAUGAUUACUUAAUUUCUGGAAGCUUCAGUGGAUGAUGUAAUCAUUUUGCAUCUGGUUAUGUCCCGAUAGCCAGAAACUUCACCUAACUUGCCACCAGCUACAAGGAACAGUUGGGAGACAGGCUGCAGCAGAUUAAUAGUACGUUCUGGGUGGUGGUUAUGGAGAAAUACCAGCUUCUGCCAUGACCAAAAACACCCAAAAACCUAUGCAAGCAUAGAUCACCUUAACACCUGCACAUGUUGCUAGCAAGAUGCCAACCUAUGUGUAUUUGUGACCAGCACUACUUGUCCUUCAAAGGCCAUGAUCCCGUUACCAAAUGUUGCACAUAUAUAAAUGCACUAUGUAAAAAUCCCAUAAAAACUGCCUUCCAUGGGGGCUCACAAAAUAGAAGCCUAUGACACAAUUGAGCUAUCGUUUAAGCACAUUGAAACUCCAAAAAUAUUAAUGAGAGGUAAGCUUCCUUCUCUUCACCUACCCACCCCUUUCAGAUUUGAAAUUAAUGAGAGUUAAAUGUGCUUAAAUCUUUGCUGAAUUGCACUCUGGGUUUCUUCAAAAAAAUAAAAUUAAAAACUCAGUAUUAAAUCUGACACAAUAAUGAAAUGCCAAGGAUGAUAGAUUCUGUGUCACCUGAAAUCUGGAACUGUUAAAACAAGGAUGGGAAUCAUGUGCUCCGCUGAAGUUGCUGGACUGUAACUCUCAGCAUUCCUUACCUUCGGCUGGGGCUGCUGGGAUUUGUAGUCCAACAAUAUCUGGAGGGCCGCAUGUUUCCCACCUGCCUUUGUUGUAUGGCCUUAACUCACAAUCCAAAUUACCUUUGUGUUAAACGCUGAAAAGAUUUCAAAAUAAUUUCCCAUAGCUUAUCCCGAGGGCAUAAAAUCUCUUGGCCUACCUUGCUGGUCUCUUACUAUUCUUGUGGAAACUGUGGUGAGGAGUGCUGAGGGGUUUUUUGGCAAUCUGUUUUGAAUAAGGUAAUCAGAAGUAAUGUUGCCCAAUUUAAGAUCAUUCAGGCCUUUCAAAAACAUACUCCCCCCCCCCAAAAAAAAACAAACCCAGUGAUAUCAAGAAAAAAAUCCAGUUUAUAAAUCUUAAAUUAUGUCUUGUCUUGUGUUUUUGUA